This is a messenger RNA of Musca vetustissima, 3366 nucleotides long. RefSeq names its product protein MTO1 homolog, mitochondrial. Gene Ontology annotation, molecular function: sodium channel activity; flavin adenine dinucleotide binding. Gene Ontology annotation, cellular component: membrane; cytosol. Lineage: Eukaryota; Metazoa; Arthropoda; Insecta; Diptera; Muscidae. Bases 1 to 3366 code for a protein of 1121 amino acids. The record is from RefSeq and is a predicted model, not a curated record. The transcript has 7 exons. Gene Ontology annotation, biological process: sodium ion transport; tRNA wobble uridine modification; tRNA methylation.
AUGGCCCAUCCAAUUCAGCGAAGACAAAUGAAGAGGAGAAAAGAAUUGGAAAUCUAUUGUCUGGGGAAUUUGAAGAAAUACCUACAAGAGACCACCCUGCAUGGUUUGAAAUAUUUGGUGGAUAGUUCGCUGACAAAGUGGGAAAAAUCAUUUUUCCUUACCGCCUUUGUGUUUUGCUUCAUUAUGGUGGUACACCUGGUGGCCAACAUCUAUGCCAAAUGGGAUAGUACCCCGGUGAUAAUUGGUAUAAGUCCACAUCCGACACCGAUAGUGAAGCUACCCUUACCCGCCAUGGUUUUGUGUAACAUGAAUCAGGCCGUGUAUUCCAAGGUGGCUAAUUACAGCAAAGGCUCCAAGGAACAUGCACUUCUACAAUAUUUAUGCUAUUCCGAAAUAGCCUAUGAUAGUAAAAGGGAAAAUUCGCGAGAAUUUAAAAAUAAUGAUUUGGAUCCUUUGGAUUUUAUUAUUGCGCAUUCCCAACCCUGCUCUCGUAUGAUGGUUGCCUGUUUUAUCGGUUCCGUGGCCUACAAUUGCAGUGAGCUGUUUCGUGAAGUUGUAACGGAUGAGGGUCUCUGCUGCGCCUUCAACACAUUGCAUCCCAAAUUGAAUUAUAUAAAGAACUAUCGCACACUGGAUGGCCUUAAAACUGCUGCUGACGUUGUACCGGUUGAUUGGAAUCCUGAAAUGGGUUAUCAGGCAAAUUUACCCCCUAAAUAUUAUCCACGGCCAACGUUAGGUACCGGCAUCUCCAUGGGCAUUUCGGUCAUCCUAAAUGCCGAAGUUGAUGAAUACUACUGCUCGACGAGCAACAGUGCCGGGUUCAAAGUAAAUCUUGCCACACCCAUUGAUAGACCGCUGGUCGGUGAAUCAGGCGUUAUUGUACCCUUGGGCGCCACAACCAAUUUUCGUAUUGAUGCCCAAAUUAGCCAAUCAUCCCCGGCCAUACGUUCGAUAAAUCGCAAACGACGUCGUUGUGUUUUCCUCAAUGAAGAAUCGCUCGUUUUCUAUCGUUACUACACAAAGGCCCAUUGUGAACAUGUAUGCCUCUCGGCGUUCCUAAUCGAACGGUGUGGUUGUAUACCCUUCUAUCUGCCGGUUAUCUAUGAUAAUGCCACCUUUUGUAAUGUCAGUCGGAUGUUUUGUGCGGACAAGGCCAGGGUGGAAUAUUCCAGGGUCACUGAUGAUGACUGCACGGCUCGCUGUGAGACAACCUGUUUUGAUUUGAAAUUUGUGCCGGAUGCCUUUAGCUCACCCCUUGCUAUGCAUAAUUAUACGAUACAAAGUGAAAUAUUGGCGUCCAUGCCCAAGGAGGAGGUCCAAAAGAAUAUUGCCGUGCUGCAUUUCUACUAUCGUGAAUCGGUGGUACAUGCGGAAUUGAAAAAUGUCUAUAUUGGGUUUACGGAAUUUUUGUUGCAGCAACAACCAUCCGAUGUCUAUGAUGUCCUGAUAAUUGGAGGUGGUCAUGCUGGUUGUGAAGCAGCAGCGGCUGCUGCUCGUAUGGGAGCACGAACAGCCUUAGUGACCCACAAAAAGGAAACGGUGGGUGAAAUGUCCUGCAAUCCCUCAUUCGGAGGCAUUGGAAAAGGCCAUCUAAUGCGUGAAAUUGAUGCUUUGGGUGGUGUCUGUGGUCGGAUGUGUGAUAAAUCGGGAGUGCAAUAUAAAAUCUUAAAUCGCCGGCGUGGGCCAGCUGUAUGGGGUCCAAGGGCACAAAUUGAUCGUAAACUCUAUAAGAAAGCAAUACAGGAGGAGUUGUUCCAUAUGGCCAAUUUGGAUGUGCAAUGUGCUGCGGUGGAUGAUUUGCUAAUAGAGCCGGUAGAUGAUGGCAAGGCGCGGCAGUGUAAAGGUGUGAUUUUACAAAAUGGCCAGGUGCUAAGGAGUAAUGCUGUUGUCUUGACCACGGGUACCUUUUUAAGGGCGCACAUUAAUUUUGGUUUGGAGGUAAGACCCGCCGGGAGGAUGGGUGAUGCUCCCGCUAUGGCAUUGGGUCAAAGUAUUGAAAAUCUGGGAUUUUCAAUGGGCAGACUGAAGACAGGAACCCCUCCACGCCUGGCCAAGGAUAGCAUUGACUAUAAACGUUUAGUCAAACAUUUAGGGGAUGAUCCUCCCACACCAUUCUCCUUUAUGAACGAUGAGGUAUGGAUAAAGGCCUCCGAUCAGCUACCCUGUUACUUGACCUACACCACACUGAAUGUAAAUAAAAUUGUCAAGGAUAAUUUACAUGUAAAUCGUCAUGUUACCGAAGAAAUAACGGGACCACGUUAUUGUCCUUCCAUAGAAUCGAAAGUUUUGCGGUUUGGUGAAAAGCAACAUCAGGUUUGGUUGGAACCGGAGGGCUUUGAUAGUGAUUUAAUUUAUCCCCAAGGCUUGUCAUGUACCCUACCCUAUGAACAGCAAAUUGCAUUGGUCCAUAGUAUAGAGGGUUUGGAAAAUGCCAAGGUUGUGCAGCCGGGUUAUGGUGUGGAAUAUGAUUUCAUUGAUCCCCGGGAACUUUAUCCCAGUUUGGAAACGAAGCGAGUUAAAAAUCUUUACUUUGCUGGACAGAUUAAUGGUACCACCGGAUAUGAGGAGGCUGCGGCGCAGGGUAUAAUUGCUGGAGCCAAUGCAGCGGCCAAGACGGUACGUUCGCAUGAAAAUUCCGAGGCAGAACAACUUGCCAUUAGUCGUACGGAGGGUUAUAUUGGUGUACUGAUUGAUGAUCUCACCAGUUUGGGUACCAAUGAACCAUAUCGCAUGUUUACCAGUCGUGCCGAAUUCCGUUUGACUUUGCGACCGGAUAAUGCAGAUAUACGAUUAACGGAAAAGGGUUACCAAUUUGGUUUGGUUACCAAAGAGCAGUAUGACCACUUCCAAAAAACCAAAACGGAAUUGGAUAAUGCCAAGGAGUUACUGAGGAGCAUUAAGAAACACACCAACUAUUGGCGUGAGGCUUUGGGUGGGGUAAAAUCAAAAACAUCUGUGGAAAAGACAGCCUUUGAUAUGUUGGGUAUACCGGCCGACAAUGUUACCUUGGAUAAAUUAAUAAAACUUAUGCCAGAAGAAUUGGGCCAUUUAAAGGAUCACAGGUUGCUGGGUGAAAGAAUUAAAAUCGAGGCCUUAUAUUCACAUUUUGUUGAAGAACAAUUUAAAGAUGUCGAAGAGGUGCGAAGGGAAGAAAGCCUUGUUAUACCCAAAGAUAUUGAUUAUUUUGCCAAAAGUUUAAGCCUUUCCAAUGAGGAGCGACAAAAGCUGACCAUGAUACAACCACAAACUAUAGCUGCUGCCAGUCGUAUACAAGGUGUAACACCAUCGACGAUAGUGAGAUUGCUGAAAUAUGUUAAACGUAUGGAGGAACCAAGGCCACAGGAAAGCAGUGCGGUGUUGAGUUGA